Messenger RNA from Symbiodinium sp. CCMP2592, 846 nucleotides. The record is from the annotation of a GenBank genome assembly. NCBI's taxonomy places the organism in Eukaryota, Dinophyceae, Suessiales, Symbiodiniaceae.
AUGACCAUGUCCUUUUGUGCCCUGCAGGACUUGGCUGGUGGCCCUACCCCCAAGCUCGACAUUCAGGCGGGCCUCCUAGUGGUUGGGACUCGCUUAGGAGCACUUCUGCCUGUGAUUUGGAUGCCCAUAUCAGCUGCAGCGGAUCAGAAGGGGAACUUGCCUAACACAUCACCGGGGCCCCCAUCAGACAGUACCGCUCAUCACAACAUGUCGUCGGACUCGGACUUCUGGGAGGCACUAGACGAAGAAUUCCCGGAUGUUGAUUGUGACAGCGAUGAUCUCCUGGAUGAGACCACUCCAUCGGGAGCGAUUCAGGCAGUGCCGUCUGACCCACCUUAUCAGCCGGUAUUCCCGGGCACUCCUGUGCACAGCGUCUUGGCGCUGGUCAAGAGGUCCACACCUGAGCAAAAGGUGGAGGACAACUCUGCCCAAAGCCAAGUGGAGCCGACGAGCCGGCCACAGAGGGCAGCGCAACCCAGUCAAGUGGAGGGAAACCGCAAGAGAAAACGGAAGCCGACACAACGGCCUGACAUACCGGAUCCACCCGACGGAGACUCAGAACAGGAAGAGCGUGCAACUUCUAGGUCGUUCAGACUGCCCUCCAGCGCGGCCAUCCCCACGACAGGAGACCCACCCGACGGCAGCCAGGCGGAGACGACCGAUCGACCCGCAUGCAACACAGAUGACCUUCCCAUGGAGCUCAGUACCGACCAUCGCAUCGAAGACGAUAUCGGUCCUACCUUGAAUCCGGAUUACGAUGUGCAGGAUGCUUCAGACUCUGCCAAGAGUGUCACUGUGAGCAGCUGCCAAAACAGAACGUGCUACGUACUGAAGCUUGUCCAUUGA